Messenger RNA from Nerophis lumbriciformis (worm pipefish), 9285 nucleotides. NCBI's taxonomy places the organism in Eukaryota, Metazoa, Chordata, Actinopteri, Syngnathiformes, Syngnathidae. The record is from RefSeq and is a predicted model, not a curated record.
AUGGCUGGAAUCCCUCCUCCGCGCACGCAUGCGUCCGGAGCCGCUUUUCUCGCGCUGGCGCUCGUCCUCGCGGCAACCAGCCAGGCGCAGUUUUGGACUCAGCACGGACUCUCCUACGCGCUGAGGUCCGAGUUAUCCGAAGACACGGUGCUGGUGGCCAACAACGGCGUCCGGGUGCCUUUCGGGAGGUCCGUUUUUGUGGAUCCCGUCAACGACCUGGUGAUUCAAGUUCAGCCCGGCGACAGGUGCAGCAUCACCGUUCUGGACAAUGACCCUUUGUCCCAAAGACCUGGGAGUCUAACCCCGAAAAAGUUCCCGUGCGAGUUCGGCCCCAACGAUGUGAAGUAUUCUCACUUCGGCUCCCGGAGUCCGGCCAGAGACCGAGUGAGACUGCAGCUCCGGUACGACACGCAGACCGACACUAUCGUGAUCCCGUUCAUGAUGGAAGUGGAGGUGGUUUUCACGCAGCUGGAGGUGCUCACCAAGAACAUGCCGCUCACUGUGGAGAAGCUGCUGGGGAUCAGCAACCCCAUCGACAGGCGGAUUCUGGAAUUUACCUUCGACAGACAAACGCAGCAGUGCAGGAUCACCCCCUUGCUCGGGGGUGGCGCCUUACCAAGGUACGGAAGCUUAGUAGACGAGAGCAGUUUGGCGACCGGAAUGACGGACUGCGACGACUUUCUCCGGAUGAACCUCCGCUAUCGGCACACGUUUGCUUCCAAGUCGCCGAGUCGGGAUUACGUCCCCAUGGUGGUGGAGCUGCACGACAAGGAGGGGAACCUCCUCAAGCAGGAGUUUUUCCAAAUAUUGGUGAGGAUUAAAGAAGGUGAGGAGAACACGCCACCCAAGCCCAGCUUCGUAGCAAUGAUGAUGAUGGAAGUGGACCAGUUCGUCAUGACGGCGCUAACCGCCGACAUGCUGGCCGCCGAGGACUCCGAGUCAGACUCGGACGAGCUCAUUUUUAACAUCACGUCCCCUCUCUCCUACGAGGAAGGUUACAUCGUGAGUACAGACGAUAGGAAUUUACCCAUAAGCUCCUUUUACCAAGGCGACCUCAAAGACUUUAAAAUCGCUUACAAGCCACCCGCGGUAGACUCGGACAGCGAACGGAUUUUCCAGCUGGAAUUCGAAGUGGUGGACACCGAGGGCGCCGUGUCGGACCCUUUCGCGUUUAUGAUCGUGGUCAAACCCAUGAACACUUUAGCCCCCGUGGUGACCAAAAAUACCGGUCAGUUGCUUUACGAGGGACAGUCCCGACCGCUGUCUAGCUCGCACAAUCUAGAAAUCAGCGACGAAGACAAUCUGGACAGAGUUCAAAUCUCCGUAGUCGGCGGUUUGAAGCACGGGGACUUAACCGUUUUGGACUCCGGCAGAAAGUUUUUCACGCCGGCGGACCUCAAGGCGGGCCGAGUGGUUUAUCAGCACGACGGCAGCGACACUUACAGCGACAACAUCGUUUUCCGGAUGACGGACGGCUCUCACGAGGUGGAGUUCCUGUUCCCCAUCACCGUCGUCCCCACCGACGAUGAACCGCCGAUAGUCAACGCCAACACUGGGUUGGUUCUCUUCAAGAACCAGAUGAUGCCCAUCUCCUCGCUCACCCUCAGCGCUGCCGACAUCGACUCUGAGGAUUCCACUAUUAAAUUCAUCAUCCGGCCGCCCUUUUCCACCAUCGGGCAGGUUCUCCUGCGCCAGGCUGAGGCGCCGGAGGACCCGUCGACGUGGAAGUUCAACACGGAGGAGGAAAUGUACGAGAAGGCGGUCACCGAAUGGCUGCAGCGGGACGUAACUGACGGGAAAGUGUUUUACAAGCACGUGGGACCGCACGACACCCGGACCCUCACGGAUCAGUUCAAAUUCCAGGUUCAAGAUGACAACGACCCCCCGAAUCAGUCAGAGGAGAGCUGGUUCAUCAUCAAAAUCCUCCCUGUGGACGAUCUCCCGCCCGAGCUGCACCCUGAAGCUACUCUCCAAACGACGGUGCACGAGUACCAGCUAACGCACUUGCGUAAGAAGUUCCUCCGCUACACGGAUAUCGACUCUGAGGACCGAGAUCUAAAAUACACCGUCACGCGGCCUCCGACGGACACCGACGAGAACAACCCUAUCGUCCUCGGAGCUCUUGUUCUCACCGACAACCCGAAUGUCGAAGUCGUGACUUUCACUCAGGCUCAAAUCAACCACCACAAAAUUGCUUACAAGCCCCCCGAUCUGGAGCUGGGAAUUACCACCCACAUUCUGCAGUUCAAGUACACCGUCGAGGACGUUUCCGGGAAUAGCGUCGACGGCGUUUUCACAAUUUUCCUAAAACCGGUCGACAACAAACCGCCAGAAAUUACCAACUCAGGGUUUACAGUUCUUGAACGGGGUGCGCAUACCAUUACGGGUGCAGAGUUGUACACUUCCGACUCCGACACAGACAGCAAGCUAAUAUCGUUCACGGUUUCCCGGCCUCCCCUCCACGGAAACCUCCGGUUCGGUUUCACGGACAUGACGAGAGGAGACGCGUUCAACUUAGAGGACAUCGACAACGGUCGAGUAUCUUACCUCCACAACGGAGAUGAAUCCACAGCCGACUCCGUACAAAUAGACGUCAGCGACGGAAUCCACGUAGUCCCGAUUACCGUCAAGAUUACCGUAAAACCCAUCGACGAUGAGACUCCGUCCGUAAGUCUCCCUGCGGGUACGGUCGGGUCUUCUAUCGACGUUCUAGAGAACGGGGUGACGGAAAUCACCAGUAAUGUCAUUCAGGGCCGAGACGAGGACACGGAUGAUCUUCGUUUGACUUUCAUCGUUGAAAACCCGCCAUCAUUAGGUGAAAUUCUGGUCCGAGGCAUCCCGUCCGCCGUGUUCACCCAGGCCGAUAUCAUCAACGGGCACGUUCUCUACGCCCACACCAGCGGUGAAUUAGGAUUUACCACCAAAGAAGAUAGUUUCAACUUAACUCUUACGGACAUGUCUGAUGAAUGGACGGUGGGCGGUAAUAAGAUUACCGGCGUCCGAGUCCACGUGACCGUCCUCCCGCUGGACAGCCAGCCCCCGCAGGUCUUUGUGGGGACGCAAUUCUCCGUCACGGAGGGCGAGAAAAACGCCAUCCUGACCCAUCACAUCACCGCCGAUGACAUCGACACCUUGGUGGAAGACCUCCUGUGCACUAUUAUAGUGCAGCCCACUUCGGGCUACGUGGAAAACAUCUCGCCGGCCCCCGGCUCGGAAAAAUCCAGGUCGGGCACGGCUAUCAGCGCAUUCACUAUCAAGGACAUUCAGCAGCAUCACAUUUACUACGUUCAAAGCAUCCACAUCGGAGCGGAACCAGUGGAGGACAGAUUUACGUUCCGAUGCUCCGAUGGUAUCAACUUCUCCGAAAGGUACUUUUUCCCGAUCUCCAUCAUCCCGGCUAACGACGAAAAACCCGAGAUUUACAUGCGGGAGUUUGUCGUGAUGGAAGGGAUGAACAUAGUCAUCGACACCCCGAUUUUGAACGCGGCUGACGCGGACGUUCCUUCAGACCAGCUUACUUUUAUCGUCACCAGACCACCCGCGCACGGGUUUCUCCUAAAUCAGCUUACCACUGGUACCGUUCCCGUCUUUAACUUCACCUUGGAGCAGAUCAGCGAGGCGUCCGGCAUCGUGUACGAGCACGACGACUCGGAAUCCACGCGGGACAGCUUUGACGUGCUCCUCACUGACGGAAAGUUCAGUGUACAGAAAACGGCCAUCGUGAUGAUCAUCCCCGUGGACGACGAGACGCCCAGAAUGUCCAUCAACGACGGUCUGGAAGUCGAAGUGGGUGAUGUUAAAGUCAUCGACGGCAACGUUUUAAGCGCGACCGAUCUGGACUCUGAGGACAGCGCGCUGACGUAUGUUAUUCGGCACGCGCCCGGUCAGGGUUAUUUGCAGAAAACCAUGCCAAACGGGUUACGGCAAAACAUCACGGCGGGGAUGAAUUUCACACAAGAGGAUGUGGACCGGGGUUUGAUCAUCUACGUGCACAACGGCCAAGAGGGCGUUCGCGACCUGGUCAAAUUCGACGUGACGGACGGCUUUAACCCUUUGAUCGACAGAUACUUUUACAUCACGGUGGGUGGCAUCGACAUGGUUUUCCCUCACGUGAUUAGUAAAGGCGUGUCCCUGAAAGAAGGCGGCAGGGUCACUCUGACGACCGACUUGCUCAGCACCAGCGAUCACAACAGCCCGGACGAACACUUAGUGUUUACCAUCACUCGCGCUCCGGUGCGAGGUCACCUGGAGUGCACGGACACCCCCGGAAUGCCCAUCUCGUCUUUUACUCAACUUCAGCUGGCGGGGAGUAAGAUCUACUACAUCCACACGGCCGACGACGAAGUCAAAAUGGACAGCUUCGAGUUCGAGGUGACCGACGGCUACAACCCGGUUUUCCGCACGUUCCGCAUAUCCAUCGCCGACGUGGACAACAAAAAGCCGGUGGUGACGGUGCACGGCCUGGUGGUGACGGAGGGCGAGAACAAACUCAUCACGCCUUUCGAGCUAACGGCGGAGGACAGAGACACCUCGGACCGACUCUUGAAGUUCUCCGUCACCCAAAUUCCCUUACAUGGCCGCUUGCUCUUUAACGCCACCCGACCGGUCACCUCCUUCACCAAGCAGGACCUGAACGAGAACAUGAUCAGCUACAAGCACGACGGCACGGAAAGCGCGGAGGACAGCUUCUCCUUCACGGUCACCGACGGCACCCACACGGACUUUUACGUCUUUCCCGACACCGUCUACGAGACUCGGAAGCCUCAGGUUAUGACGAUCAGCAUCCUCCCUCUGGACAACGGGGUGCCCCAGAUCGUUGUCAACAAGGGCGCCCCGACGUUACGGGUUUUGGACGGCGGCCACUUGGGCUUUGUUAUCACGAGUAAAUCCCUGAGAGUGGAAGAUCGAGACAGCACGCGGGGUUCUGUGCUCUUUCGGAUUACAACUGCACCGCAGCACGGCUACCUGAUCAACACGGGGAAAGGAAACGCUACAAUCUCCACAUUCACACAAGCGGACAUCGACGACAUGAAAGUCUGUUACAUCCUGAAGAAGGGCAACGACGCUACCAAUGACAUCUUCACCUUCUCCAUUGAAGACAACGGUGGAAACAAACUAAGGAACCAGCAGUUCCGUCUCAACUGGGCUUGGAUCUCGCUGGAGAAGAGCCAUUACGUGGUGGACGAGGAGCUCAAGUUCCUGGAAGUGGCGCUGAAACGUCGAGGUUACCUGGGGGAGACUUCCUUUGUUAGCAUCGGCACCGAGGACGGAACGGCGCUCAAGGACAAAGAUUUCCGCGGCAAAGCUCAGAAGCAGGUUCAGUUCAACCCGGGUCAGACCGCCGCCACCUGGAAGGUCCGCAUUCUGUCAGAUAGCGAGUACGAGGUGUCCGAGACCUUCCGGAUCGUUCUCUCCGAGCCCGUCAUGGCCGUCCUGGAAUCCCCGGAGACCGCCCACGUGGAGAUUGUGGACCCCGGUGACGAGUCGACCGUCUUCAUCCCGGCGGCCGCGUACAGCGUGGAGGAGGACGUCGGCGAGCUGACGGUCCCGGUGAGGCGCAGCGGCGAUGUCGGACAGGAGCUCAUGGUGGUCUGCUUCACGCAGCAAGCGUCAGCCACGGGCACGGUGCCCACCACCGUGCUGUCCUACUCGGACUACAUCUCACGGCCGGACGACCACCGCAGCGUGCUACGUUUCGACAAGGGCGAAGUGGAAAAGCCUUGCCGCGUGGUCGUCAUCGACGACUCCCUGUACGAGCCCGAGGAGAGCUUCAACGUCACCCUCGGCGCCCCCAUGGGGGGCCGCCUGGGCGCCCGUUUCCCCAGCGCCAGGAUCACCAUCGUGCCUGACGCGGAUGACGCUCCCGUCUUCUACUUCGGCAACACCAACUAUCACGUGGAUGAGAGCGACGGCUUCGUGGAAGUGCAGGUGUGGAGGACGGGAAGCGACCUGUCCAAAGCCGGGACCGUGACGGUGCGCUCCCGGAAGACGGAUCCGGUCUCAGCGGAGGCUGGAACGGAUUACGUGGGGAUCAGCCGGAAUCUGGACUUUGCGCCGGGCGUCACCAUGCAGACGUUGCGUGUCACCAUCCUGGACGACCUGGGCCAGCCCGUGCUGGAAGGUCCCGAGAGGUUCCAGCUGAUUCUGCAGAUGCCUGUCAACGGCCUCCUCGGGGAGCCCGGCAAGGCCGGCGUCCUCAUUAACGACUCCUUGUCCGACCUGCCCACGGUGCAGUUCCGAGAUGCCGUUUACACGGGCGAGGAGAAAUCCGGACGCGUUACGGCCACCGUGUACCGCAGCGGAGAUAUCGGACACAAGUCUACGGUGCGAUGCUACAGCAGACAAGGGACGGCGCAGGUUAUGAUGGACUUCGUCGAAAGGCCCAACACGGACGCCUCGGUGAUCACUUUCCUGCCAGGCGAGGUCGAGAAACCUUGCAUCCUCGAAUUGGUGGACGACACGGAGCACGAAGAAGAGGAGGAACUGCGUCUGGUUCUGGGAAGCCCAAAAAGCGACUCUCCCUUCGGCGCCUCCGUCGGACAGCGGAAGGAAACGCUCGUUAGGAUAAAAGACGACGCCGACAAGUCCGUCAUCAAGUUCGGCGAGACCAAGUUCAGCGUGAACGAGCCCAAGGAACGAGGCCGAGUCUCCGUGGUGAGAAUCCCCGUGCUACGCGUGGGCGACUCCUCAAAAGUGUCCGUCGUCAGAGUCCACACCAAAGACGGAUCGGCCACUUCGGGAGAGGACUACCAUCCCGUAUCUGAAGAGCUGGUGUUUAAAGAAGGUGACACGCAGCACCACGUGGAGGUGGAGGUUUUAUACGAUGGCGUCAGAGAGAUGAGGGAGGCCUUCACCGUGCAUUUGAAACCUGAUGAGAACAUGGUGGCAGAGACGCAGGUGAGCAAAGCCAUCAUCUACAUCGAGGAGAGCAACAGCAUGGCCGACGUGACCUUCCCGUCGGUGCCCAGGGUGCUUUCUCUGCUCCGUUACGACGACGCCGACGAGAACGCCGAUUGGCUACCCGUGGCCGGCUACCCGCUCGUUUGUGUCACCGCGUGUAACCUCAAAUACCCGGACUACCACAAAACGGGCUCCAUCUGCGUCAGCGAGAACAUCAACGACACCCUGACGCGCUACCGCUGGCUCGUCGGCGCCCCCAAGGGCCCGGACGGCGUCACCGGACCCAUGCGAGAAGUGGACUUUGACACCUUCUUCACCUCGUCCAAGCUCAUCACGCUGGACUCGGUGUACUUCCGAGCCGGAUCUAGGGUGCAGUGCGCCGCCAGGGCCGUCAACUCGGACGGCGACCAGGGGCUGGAGCUUAGCAGCUCCGUGGUGACAAUCAGCACGGACGAGGGCAUGUGCCAACCACGCGUGAUGGGCACAGUGGGAGCCGAGCCCUUCUCCGCCAAGCUGCGCUACACUGGAGCCGAGGACCCCGACCAUCCCAAUCUUAUUAAAUUGACUGUCACUAUGCCUCACAUUGACGGUAUGCUACCUGUCGUGUCCACUCGUCCCUUAUCCAACUUUGAGCUGACCCUCAGCCCGGACGGCACCCGCGUGGGAAACCACCGUUGCUCCAACCUGCUGGACCACUCGGAAGUUACGACGCACCACGGCUUCCUGACCGACGCCACCAAGAACCCGCGGGUGAUCGGCGAGACGGCGCCCUACCAGUACAGCGCCGAGCUGAGGGGCGCCGGUACGCUGCGCUUCUACCGCAACCUCAACCUGGAGGCCUGCUUGUGGGAGUUCACCAACUAUUACGACAUGUCCGAGCUGCUCGGAGACUGCGGAGGGACUGUCGGGACGGAUGGACAGGUACUCAACCUGGUCCAGUCCUACGUGACGCUGCGGGUUCCACUCCACGUGUCCUACGUGUUCCACUCGCCGGCAGGUGCCGGCGGCUGGCAGCAUUUCGACCUGCAGUCUGAGCUGAGGCUGACUUUCGUGUACGACACCGCCAUCUUGUGGAGGGACGGCAUCGGCAGCCCGCCGGAAGCGGAGCUUCAAGGCGCGCUCUACCCGACCAGCAUGCGGAUUAACGAGCAGGGACGCCUGGUGGUCAACUUUCGUACUGAAGCUCGGUUUCGAGGACUCUUUGUCGUCAGGCAUCCUGCUUCCGCGCUCAGCUCCAUGGUGAUGUGCGAGGACCACCCCGCUUUGACCUUCAACCUCAGCCUGGUGCGCAGCGAGCCCACCUACAACCAGCCGGUCCAGCAGUGGACCUUCACCUCGGAUUUCGCCGUGCGCGACUACUCGGGCUCGUACGCCGUCAAGCUGCUGCCGUGCACCACGCCGCCCAGCCUGGAGUACGCCGUCCCGCCCGUGUGCAACCCGAGAGAACCCGUCGGGUUCGAUUUGGACAUCCGCUUUCAGCAGGUGAGCGACCCGGUAGCAGCGGAGUUCAGUCUAAACACGGAGAUGAUCCUGCUCUCCAAGAAGUCCCUGUGGCUCUCCGACGCGUCCGCCGGCUUCGGCCAGAGCGGUGACACGGCCUUCUCCCAAGGCGACACCAUCUACGGGCGCGUGAUGGUAGACCCGGUGCAGAACCUGGGCGACUCCUUCGUCUGCAACAUCGAGAAAGUCUUCCUCUGCACGGGCGCCGACGGUUACGUGCCCAAGUACGACCCGCGUCGCUCGGAGUUCGGCUGCCUGGCGGACGCGCCCUCGCUGCUCUACCGAUUCAAAAUCAUCGACAAAGCCCAGCCCGAGACUCAAGCUAGCUCCUUUGGAAGCGUGGCCUUCGGAGCCUUACUGGCCGCGGACGACCCCGCCGCUUUGCCGCUGGUCAGGCAGCCCGGAACCGAUGGAUUCGCCAUGCGAUCCGCUGCGCUAUUCCAGGUAUCAGCGGGUCGUGAGUGGUACAUCCACGCCAUCUACACGGUACGCUCCCGCGACAACGCCAACCGGGGUAUCGGCAAGCGGAGCCUAGAGUACCACGCGCUCAGCCGCCACCGAAGGGCCGCCGAAGUCGAGGCCAUCGGCGCUGACAGCGACCGCGGCACCAACAUCCUCCACGUGGCGCUGGACCGACGCACCCCCCGUGACCUCCGCGGGGAGCCCCCACUCCCCGAGGGGGCGGUUCCGCGCCAGCCGGGCCACGCCGAGGACGGUGACGACGAACCGGUGCUCAUCGUGGGCGCGGCGGUCGGGACGCUGCUCGCCGCGCUGGCCGUCGUAGUUCUGGCGGUGCUGGUGCGAUACAAGCGGGACGCCAAGGAGCCGUCGGACGGCGCCCGGUCAGCGGCGAAGGCGGGACUUGGCGACAGUUCCGAGGUGUGA